AUCCCCCUCGGUAUAAACUUAUCCCGCUCCCUUCCCCUCGAACCCAUGGCUAAUUUCCUCCUAUCCCCGCUCUACCUCGCCCUCCUCCUCCUCCUCCUCCUCCUCCUCCUCUUCGCACCCGCACGUGGGGAGUUUCCUCCCACGUGCGAGCGCAUCGAGUGCCCGAGCUACGGCGUGGUGGAUGCGGGUAACGGGUUCGAGAUCCGGAGGUACAACUCCACGUCGUGGAUGUCGACGGAGGCGAUCGAGGACGUCUCCUUCGUCGCCGCCACGCGCGCCGGGUUUCUCCAAUUAUUUGAUUACAUCCAAGGGAAAAACGCCUACAACGAGACAAUAGAAAUGACGGCCCCAGUAAUAACCCAGGUCUCACCCAGUGAUGGGCCUUUCUGCGCAUCCUCAUUCAUUGUAAGCUUCUACGUGCCGAAGAAGAACCAGCCCGACCCGCCGCCGGCCGCAGGCCUCCACGUUCAAAAGUGCGGGCCUCGAUUGGUGGCGGUGCGGCAAUUCGGGGGGUUCGUCGCCGACGAAUCCCUCGGGGAGGAGGCCGCGGCCCUCAACGCCAGCCUCGCGGGCUCCAAGUGGGCCUCCGCGGCCGACAAGGCCCGGCGGGCCGACCCCGCGACCGCGUAUAUCGUGGCCCAGUACAACUCCCCCUUUGAGUUCAGUGGUAGGGUGAAUGAGAUUUGGAUGUUGCUUGAUGAUGAGGAGGCUAGUGUUAGUAUGUAGAAGCGAGUUGUUUAAAAAUGCACUUACGACUUAUACUCUGUUAUUAUGUUAAAUAAUAUAAAAUUGCUGUGUUGUUUCAUAAAUUUGAAGUUACUGGACAACGAGUGUGGUGUUUUAGUUCACUAUAUUCAACAACUGCCUCAACAAAGAAACAUAAAUAAAGCCGAACAAGCAGUUAUCUAAUGUGUA
Ananas comosus (pineapple) is the source of this 915-nucleotide messenger RNA. RefSeq names its product heme-binding protein 2-like. The transcript is spliced from 2 exons. Bases 46 to 726 code for a protein of 226 amino acids. The record is from RefSeq and is a predicted model, not a curated record. NCBI's taxonomy places the organism in Eukaryota, Viridiplantae, Streptophyta, Magnoliopsida, Poales, Bromeliaceae.